CGACUUGAUCAAUCGCCUUUAAUAUCUCGAGUCGUAUCAAGUGAUUUGAUAUCGAGGGUCAAGUGAAAAAACCAGUUACCAGUCCGACUCCUUCACCCACAUGGCUAUUACCUCAACGACACCUAUAUCGAUUCGAUUCGAUCCAUACGAUUUGACCCGAGUGGACAAUUCUCAUGAUUCACACACGAAUGGACGUCAAUGCGCCCAUCUCUCACACCAUCCUAGGCGUAAUGCCCGAGUAACAUUGCCCUUUCGCAAUUAAAAUCCCGAGAUGAACGUGAAUGAAAAAUAAAUUGUCCCGCGGAAACAGAAUUGUCCAGCCCGGAGGAAAGAGUUGUGUGAUAACAAAAGCAGUUGGAGUUGCCUCGGAUACCCUCCACUCGGUGAGAGCGAUGGGCACGAGGACAGACCUAGAGUGGGAAGACAAUAAAUAACGAAAUACCGAGGCAAUAUAUAUACUCGUGUACCUUCACGUGAAUUUCAGUUGUUACAUUGUUGACAAUGGGACUGCGGUGAAGUCGAAGUAUUUCAACACGUCCUGUUCACUCGAGCAGCUGAUAUGUACAAAAUUGUGUUGUUCCUGUUGACCCUCACCCCGAUAGAAUCGACCUUGCCCAGCAUUAGCAAUAUUUUUUUUGGCAAUGGAAGCACUGAGAAAAAUUUCGCAGCCCCAGGUGACUACAAAGUUUAUUGGAAUGUUCCUACAUUCAUGUGUCACAAGUAUGGAAUGAAUUUUGAAGAGGUCCAGAAUGAUUACGGAAUCAUUCAAAACAAGAAUGAUAAGUUCCGAGGGGAGAAAAUGGCCAUUAUAUACGAUCCGGGGUCGUUUCCGGCUAUUCUCAAGAGUUCUAACGGAUCGAUGUACCUGAGAAAUGGUGGAGUGCCCCAGGAGGGUGACCUCCAGAAGCACUUGGAUCUAUUCAAAAUCCACGUGAAUGAGCAAUUAUCCGAUAAUUUCGAGGGGGUGGCUGUGAUUGACUUCGAGAGCUGGCGGCCGAUUUACCGGCAAAACUGGGCGUCUCUGGCACCCUAUCGAGACCUUUCUGUGUCGAUCGAGCGGAAAAGACACCCCUGGUGGAGUGUCAAAAGCAUCAACGAGAUGGCCAUCAGGAGGUUCGAGGAAGCUGGAAGAAUUUUCAUGGAGGAAACGAUAAAAACGGCGAAAUUAUUGAGACCUAGGGCCUCCUGGGGGUAUUACGCCUAUCCGUAUUGCUUCAAUUUGACACCUCGGCAGAGAAAUUGGAAGUGCGACGAGAAUGUCAAAAAAGAUAAUGACCGGAUUUCCUGGUUGUGGAAGCUUGAGGAUAUUCUCUUCCCCUCGGUAUACAUCAGAUCAACGCUAACAGUCAACGAAAAAAAAGGAUUGAUUGUCGGAAGACUUCAGGAGUCUCGAAGGAUCAUCGAGAAAUAUUCCCUGUCUUCAGUCAUUUUACCGUACUUUUGGUAUAAGUAUCGCGAUAAUAGUAAUAAUUUUCUCUCGGAGAUUGAUGUAGAAGGUGUAUUCCAUGUCAUGGCGACAAAUGGAGCAGCCGGACAUGUAAUAUGGGGGAGUUCAAACGAUUUCACGUCCAAACAAAAGUGCGAGGAAUUUAGGAAUUACUUGAAGAAUAUCCUGGGACCUGCGGUAUUACAAGUAACAACAUUUUUCGCUGCACUCAACGACGAAGACAAGAAUCUACUUAUCAAUGAACAAAUUCCGUUAGAUGUAACCGAAAUAUAAAUGAAAAAUGAUAAAUGAAAAAUGAAUUAAUUAAUA
Fopius arisanus is the source of this 1756-nucleotide messenger RNA. RefSeq names its product hyaluronidase-like. The transcript is spliced from 6 exons. NCBI's taxonomy places the organism in Eukaryota, Metazoa, Arthropoda, Insecta, Hymenoptera, Braconidae. The record is from RefSeq and is a predicted model, not a curated record. Gene Ontology annotation, molecular function: hyalurononglucosaminidase activity. Gene Ontology annotation, biological process: hyaluronan catabolic process; carbohydrate metabolic process; defense response. Bases 560 to 1720 code for a protein of 386 amino acids.